AUGCCGGCGUCGCUCGGGCGACGAGGCGCCCCGCAGGACGCGCGAUCAUGGCCGCGUGGGGUGCGCGCCCUUCUGCGGCGCGUGUCGGACCCGACGGACGUCGGGUGCGCGUGGGCGGUCGCGGGCAUGGUGCUGAUCUGGGAGGUCCUCGUGACGGCGCUCAUAGUUUGGAAGGUCCCGUACACGGAAAUAGACUGGAAGACAUACAUGGACCAAAUUGACAUCGUGCAUGCGGGCGAGACGGACUACACGUCGAUCGAGACGGGCACGGGGCCGCUCGUGUACCCGGCCGGGCACGUCCACAUCUUCUCCUGGCUGCGGCACCUCACGGGCGGGUCGAUCCCGCACGGCCAGGUCAUCUUUGGGGGGGUGUACGUGCUGACGCAGGCCAUCGUGAUGUGGUGCUACGUGACGGCGCAGCUCCUGCCGCCGUGGGCGCUCCCGCUCCUCGCGCUCUCCAAGCGGCUGCACUCGAUCUACGUCCUGCGCCUCUUCAACGACUGCUGGGCCAUGCUCUUCACGCACGCAGCGGUGGCGCUGAUGCUCUCGCGGCGACACAACGCGGCGAUCGUCGUGUUCUCCGCGGCGGUGAGCGUCAAGAUGGGCGCGCUGCUGCUCGCGCCCGGCGCCCUCGCCGUCGUCGUCCAGGAGGGCACCGCCGACGGACUCGCGGUGGGGUCCGCCGCGGGCGUGCUGCUGCAGGUGGCGUUGGCGAUGCGUUUCCUCCUCGCGCACCCGCUGCAGUAUCUGUCCCGCGCGUUCGAGCUCGGCCGCGUCUUCCUGCACGUCUGGACGGUCAACCUCAAGUUCCUCCCCGAGCACGUCUUCGUGUCGCGCGCCCUCCACGUCUUCCUGCUCGUGCUGCACAUCGCGCUCCUGGCGGCGUUCUUCCGCUACAAGUGGUUCCAGGGGACGCAGGGGCCCGCCUGGUGCAUCCAGCGCAUGUUCAGCCCGCGGCCCCGCGCGGCGGGCGAGGGCGACGGCGGCGCCGCGCAGAGGCGGCAUGUGCUGUACGUGCUGUGCACCUGCAACGUCGUCGGCGUGGCCUGCGCGCGCUCCCUGCACUACCAGUUCUACUCCUGGUACUUCCACUCGCUCCCGGCCCUCCUCUGGAUGCUCCCGUGGCUCCCAGCGGUGGGAAAGGUCGCCGUGAUGGGCGUCGUCGAGUGGUGCUGGAACGUGUUUCCCUCGACGCCAACGUCGUCGCUGGUGCUCACGGGCGUCCACGCGGCGCUGAUCGCGGCGCUCCUCGCCACCGCGCCGCCGCGCGCCGCUACGCCCAAGCACAAGACCGUGUAA
Molecule: messenger RNA, 1299 nt
Organism: Pedinophyceae sp. YPF-701
Lineage: Eukaryota; Viridiplantae; Chlorophyta; Pedinophyceae
Source: the annotation of a GenBank genome assembly